AUAUUAGUCGAAGAAAGUCAGCUGCAGUGAGUCAGUGUCUGCUCGGUGUGUUGUAUAUAGUGCAUUUUAUUUUGUCGUCGUUUGGUAGUUCAUAACAAUUAUUUGCUACAAAGCGAUCGAUUUGUUUUUCGGAGUUUAACGUUACACGAUCUACGCGGUGGUGAAAAUCGUGCGAUUAAAAAAAGUAAAAUAUCUAUAACUGCUUGCCUUCGAGCAUAAUACAGCAAUAAGGUCGUUGGAAGACUGUGUAUUUUUAAUUUUUUCUGACCGUCCAAUAGUCGACAUGUCAAGCAACGAGGAAAAAGCAAUGGCCCUGUUAACCGAAGCGGAUAAGAAACUCAACUCGUCAAAAGGAUUGUUUUCUUCGUUAUUUGGGAAUGUUUCUAAGGUAGAAGAUGCAAUUGAUUGUUACCAACGUGCUGCAAAUUUAUUUAAGAUGGCGAAAAAGUGGUCACAAGCUGGUAGAGCAUUUAUUUUAGCUGCUGAUCUCAAUGCUAAAUCGGGCCGUAAACAUGAUGCUGCCACAAAUUAUGUAGACUCUGCUAACUGCUUUAAAAAAACUGAUCCAAACGAAGCCGCAAUGUGUUUGGAAAAAGCUAUUGACAUCUAUACAGAUAUGGGUCGUUUUACAAUGGCUGCGAAACAACAUCAAAAUAUAGCUGAAAUGUAUGAGACUGAAGCUGUUGAUCUAGAACGUGCUAUAACCAAUUAUGAAAAAGCCUCAGAUUAUUUUAUGGCUGAAGAAAGUAAGAGUUCAGCUAACAAAUGCAAACUUAAGGUGGCACAGUAUGCUGCUCAACUGGAAGACUAUGAUCGAGCCAUUCAGAUAUAUGAAGAGGUUGCUGGAACUUCAUUGGACAGUUCUUUGUUGAAAUACAGCGCAAAAGAAUAUUAUUUCCGAGCGGCUUUAUGUCAUUUGUGUGUUGAUGUGCUUAAUGCUCAACUGGCUAUGAAUCAAUACAUUGAACGAUACCCGGCAUUCCAAGAUAGCCGAGAAUACAAAUUAUUACAGGUGUUGUUAAAUCACAUUCAAGAGCAAAAUGCUGAUGGAUUCACUGAAGCUGUUAAAGAUUACGAUUCCAUAUCACGGUUGGACCAAUGGUACACAACAAUAUUACUACGCAUUAAGAAACUGGUGAAUGAUACUCCUGAUUUGCGUUAGUUUUGUUUAUGAAUAAGUACAUAAUUUUAAAUUCCUUAUUUUUUAAAUCAACUCUCAUAAAAAAUAACAAAAAAAAAACGUGUAU
Messenger RNA from Melanaphis sacchari, 1247 nucleotides. RefSeq names its product alpha-soluble NSF attachment protein (gene alphaSnap). The transcript is spliced from 5 exons. The coding region runs from base 284 to 1162 and encodes 292 amino acids. NCBI's taxonomy places the organism in Eukaryota, Metazoa, Arthropoda, Insecta, Hemiptera, Aphididae. Gene Ontology annotation, molecular function: soluble NSF attachment protein activity; syntaxin binding. Gene Ontology annotation, biological process: SNARE complex disassembly; intracellular protein transport. The record is from RefSeq and is a predicted model, not a curated record. Gene Ontology annotation, cellular component: vacuolar membrane; SNARE complex.